CGCCCGGGUUUUGGCUCGCUCUGCCGCGGGCGGCGGGCGGGUGUCCUUGGCCGGGCGGGGCGGAGCGGAGCGGGCGGCUCGGGGUGCUCGGGGCUCUCGGGGUGCCGCAGCCCAGCCCAGCCCAGCCCAGCCUGGCCAUGCGGGUGCCGCUGCCCGCCCUGCUCGGCGGCUCGGCCCUGCUGCUGCUGCUGCUGCGAUGGCGGCGGCGCCGGGCGCUCUGGAGGAAGGUGGCGGAGGCGCAGGAGCGGCAGGAGCGCAGCCUGGUGCGGAUGGAGGCGGCGGUGCAGCGCUUUCGGGAGCAGCAUCCCUCCGUGAAUGCGGCCUCCAUCCUCUCUCUGCCUUUGCCGGAGCUCUCCAAGAAACUCCGAGAUGGCUCCCUCCCUCCAGACCACGUCUUCUAUGCCUACGUGGGCAAGGCUGUCCAAAUUGCCACAGAAACCAACUGCAUCACGGAGUUCCUGCAGGAAAGCGAGAGCCAGGCCCGCAAAGCCAAGCUGAUGGAGAAGCAAGGUCUGCUCUAUGGGGUGCCUGUCAGCAUCAAAGACUCCAUCGACUGCCAGGGUCAUGAUUCUACGUUGGGAUUCAUAAAGAACCUCAAUAAACCCGCAGCAGAGGACAGCGUGGUGGUGCAGGUGCUCAAGAGACAGGGGGCAAUUCCAUUUGUCAAAACCAAUGUUCCCCAGUCCCUCAUCAGCUAUGACUGCAAGAACUUAAUCUUUGGUCAGACCCGCAACCCGCUGCUGUACACCAGAACCCCCGGAGGCUCCUCUGGUGGAGAGGGAGCACUUGUGGGAGGUGGUGGGUCCAUCUUGGGCAUUGGGACAGAUGUAGGAGGGAGUCUGCGUUUUCCUGCUGCCUUCUGUGGGAUCUGUGCAAUCAAACCCACAGGGAAAAGACUCAGCAAAAGAGGAAUAAUGUCUGGAGUCGUUGGGCAGAAGGCAGUGGCUGCAGCAGUGGGACCACUGGCUAAAGACGUGGAGAGCCUGGCUCUGUGCCUGCGGGCCCUCCUGAGCGAGGACAUGUUCAGCCUGGACAGCACAGUGCCACCCCUCCCCUUCAAUGAAGAGGUGUAUUCCAGCACAGAACCCCUCCGCAUUGGCUACUACGAGACCGAUUUCUUCACCAUGCCCAGCCCGGCCAUGAGGCGCGCCGUGCGCGAGACCAAGGAGCUCCUGGAGGAGGCCGGCCACACGCUGGUGCCCUUUGAACUCACCAAUGUGGACUACGUGAUCUUUAACUACUGUGUCAGGGGAAUGUUCUCAGAUGGAGGCAGCUCCUUUGUGAGGAAAUUCAAAGGGGAGAUGGAGAAAGGCAGCUCGGGGCUGUUCUUCUGGCUGGCAAAGGCACCACACUGGAUGAAAACUCUCCUCUCCUGGAUUUCCAAACCUUUCGCACCUCGAUUGUCAAGUAUCAUAAGAAGUAUGAAAGAAAACACAGUGGAUGAAGUAUGGAGUCUUCAUCAGGAAAUCGAGGACUUUUGCCACCAGUUCCUUUCCCAGUGGAAAAGGCUGAAUCUGGAUGUCAUGCUUUGCCCCAUGCUGGGCCCUGCUCUUGGCAUCGGCUACCCGGGGAAGCUCUCAGUGGCAGUCAGCUACACCAUGCUCUACAACGCCUUGGACUUCCCUGCUGGCGUCGUCCCUGUCACGCUGGCAACGGAUGAGGAUGAGGAGCAGCUGAAGAGCUACAAGGGAUACUACCAGGACUGGUGGGACCGGACCCUGGCCAAGCUGCCACCUCCUACACCGAUUUGUACAGCGUGCUGAACUUCCCUGCUGGGGUGGUGCUGGUCAGCACGGUCACAAGAGCCAACAAAGAAGAACCGAGGGCACUACAGAGACCCCUGGCUGAAAGAGGUCAGCAGGAAAAGAGCUCAAGUCUACAAAUCAGCAGAAUGACACUUCUGGGACAUUGUCCCGAGGCUUGUCUACAUCUCCUAGUGAGAGCAGUGCUCAGCAGCACAGUUUGCAUCCACUGUCUCUGCACCCUGUGGUGCACAGGGCUGGUGUUUGUCAGCCUGGCAGCUGCGCCCUCGCUCCUCUUCCUCUGCCCUCCCUUCCUGCACUGUCCCGUGCCUGCCCUGGUGCCCUGACUCAGCACAGUCCGUGCUUUUUCAGGCUGUGUCAGGAGCUCUGGGGCUGCAGUGACUCUCGUGCACUGCGGGGCUCUGCCUUGGCAGGAGCAGCUGUGCCUGCACUUCGGGAAGGAGGUGGAGACCCUUGCCCAAAGCACAAAGAGAAAUGGGUGAUUCCUGGAGCCAGCCUCCAGUGUGAUGGCUUGUCAUUCCCGGCCCUUCACUCCAGCCACCUGAAGCAAAGUAGAUAGUGAGUUGAAAACUCUGAAUUAAUGUUUUAAUAAAGUGGCACCAAGUUCAGUUUAAAAGUAGUC
Molecule: messenger RNA, 2385 nt
Organism: Prinia subflava (tawny-flanked prinia)
Lineage: Eukaryota; Metazoa; Chordata; Aves; Passeriformes; Cisticolidae
Gene: FAAH
Product: fatty acid amide hydrolase
Exons: 15
Coding region: 138-1763 (541 amino acids)
Biological process (GO): fatty acid catabolic process
Molecular function (GO): fatty acid amide hydrolase activity; amidase activity
Source: RefSeq, a predicted model, not a curated record